AUGACUCUUAGAGAACCCAUUGGUUCAGACAGAUUCAUCACCUUCGUCUCUGCAUAUGCUCCUACUUUAGACAGUGAUGAAGACACAAAGAAUCAGUUCUACCACCAACUGAACAGUACUCUCUCUAAAAUAUCCAUUCAAGAUAAAUUAAUUUUACUUGGUGAUUUCAAUGCCGGAGUGGGAAGGGACAACCGUUUUUGGAGAGAUGUCAUGGGUAAACAAGGGGUGGGAAACUGCAAUGCAAAUGGGUUGCUACUUCUUGGUCUAUGUGCUGAGCACGAGCUUUUCAUCUCCAAUACCCAAUUCCGUUUGCGUAACCGCUAUAAGACCACAUGGAUGCACCCACGCUCCAAACAUUGGCAUCUUAUAGACUACGUUAUUACGCGACAGCGUGACAAGAAAGACAUUCUCAUCACAAAAGCAGCACUAAACAUCGAUGAGUGCUGGACGGACCAUAGACUUUUAGUCAGCCGUUUGAGAGUACUAAAGUAUCGCAAGCCACAAUCCCACUUUUCAAACCCACCACGCAGAAAAUUCAACAUAAGCAACCUGAACAACAAAAACGUUCGCUCACACUUCCAAGACAUACUGACUGAACAACUUAACAAAGCUCCAGCAACCACACAUGACGUCGAACAAGAAUGGACCACAUUAAAGAACAUCAUCAAAGAAACUGCUGAGAAUGUUGUUGGUUGUAGUGCACGGAAAAGAAGUGACUGGUUUGAUGACAACCAUGGAGAAAUCCAAGCCAUCAUCAAUGCAAAGCGGGAUGCUUACCUAUCCCUUGCUCAAGAUCCAUCCUGCGCAGAAAAGAAAGCACACUUUCAAGAACUCAAGCAGAAAUGUCAAAGUGAAAUACGAGUAAUCAAGAACAAGUGGUGGCAACAGAAAGCCACAGAACUCCAAAAUCUUUCUGAUGCAAGGAACCUGCGUGGCUUUUACGCUGGUAUUAAAGAACUGUAUGGACCUAUCCGCUCCUCAUCAGGAGCACUGAAAGCUGCUGACAACUCCACCAUUAUUACUGAAAGUCAGGACAUUUCAAAUCGUUGGAAAGAGCACUUCAGCUCACUGUUAAACAGCCCUUCUACUGCCGCUGGAGAUUUUCUCAAAAAUGUCCCACAGUACCCUCCAAAACCCUGGCUGGCUGAUCCUCCAACUUUUCAAGAAUUUUGCAAGGCACUCAAGAGUGUGAAACCUGGGAAGGCUCCUGGACCUGACAGCAUCCCGAUGGAGCUUAUUGAGGCCACCAGAAGUAACAUGGACUCCAUCAGCAGUGAUGAGGAUGAUGUUGAAGAUGAUAUUGACAAUCUGAGAUGUGACUUACUUGAGAAUAAUUUUGGCUGA
Schistocerca piceifrons (Central American locust) is the source of this 1344-nucleotide messenger RNA. RefSeq lists its product as uncharacterized. Gene Ontology annotation, biological process: chromatin remodeling. The transcript has 2 exons. Bases 1 to 1344 code for a protein of 447 amino acids. The record is from RefSeq and is a predicted model, not a curated record. Gene Ontology annotation, cellular component: nucleus. Lineage: Eukaryota; Metazoa; Arthropoda; Insecta; Orthoptera; Acrididae.